AUGACCCCUUCCAUGGUGUACCCUAUAUUGAUAGUUCUUUUGGCAGUUGUUCGUGGCAUUGUCUGCGUUGAAUUCACUGUGAGAAAUGACGCACUCUCAACCCCAGGUGGUAAGCGAUUCGAGAAUGUGAUCGGACAGGCUUACAUUAAGGCGACAAUGAUAAAAUCCUCCAAUUUCAUAUGGAAUAUGUUCAAACAACAAAAUGCACAAGAUAAGAAUACAUACAACAACGUUGAGGUUGUCGUAUAUAAUUACAAUGGGGGCGAAGCGUAUACCAGCGGGUCAAUCAUUAAUAUCAGUGCCUUAUACGUUCAGGGUUACCAAGGUAAUGUGAAAUGGGAGAUCACAUCCCUUGUCUACCAUGAAAUGACCCAUGUUUGGCAAUGGGAUGGGGCUGGCAAAGCACCGGUAGGGUUAGUAGAGGGAGUAGCGGAUUACACUAUCUUAAAAGCGAAUUAUUAUCCUCCUGCAUUUGCCAAACCUGGAACGGGAGAUAAAUGGGAUCAAGGAUACGAUAUCACAGCACGAUUUCUCGAGUAUUGCGAGAGUUUAAAGCCAGGAUUUGUUGCUGCCCUAAACAAGAAGAUGAAAGAUACAUAUAAUGUACAAUAUUUUAAAGACUUGCUUGGGAAAUCGGUGGAUCAAUUAUGGAAAGAAUACAAAGCUAAAUAUAGUGGUGGGAAAGUUGUGGAAAAAUUAAACUUGGAAGAGAUUAAACCAAGGAAAUAUAGUGAUAGAUAUUUGGUGUAG
Impatiens glandulifera is the source of this 750-nucleotide messenger RNA. RefSeq lists its product as uncharacterized. The transcript has 2 exons. NCBI's taxonomy places the organism in Eukaryota, Viridiplantae, Streptophyta, Magnoliopsida, Ericales, Balsaminaceae. Bases 1 to 750 code for a protein of 249 amino acids. The record is from RefSeq and is a predicted model, not a curated record.